Drosophila virilis is the source of this 6072-nucleotide messenger RNA. It is a transcript of the gene GluRIIE, whose product is annotated as Glutamate receptor IIE. Gene Ontology annotation, cellular component: plasma membrane; postsynaptic density membrane. The record is from RefSeq and is a predicted model, not a curated record. Gene Ontology annotation, molecular function: glutamate receptor activity; transmitter-gated monoatomic ion channel activity involved in regulation of postsynaptic membrane potential. Gene Ontology annotation, biological process: synaptic transmission, glutamatergic; modulation of chemical synaptic transmission; monoatomic ion transport. Lineage: Eukaryota; Metazoa; Arthropoda; Insecta; Diptera; Drosophilidae.
UCUAAUGAAAUUUCCUGAAAUUUAUUUGGUAAUUACGCAACACUGACACCAAUUCCAAAACUUUGGAGCUUUCAAGCUCAAAACAAAACAAAUUAUUUGGAAAACUUUUGAGUGUAUAUUUCUUCAGCUGAUUCCCCUUUAGUAGGAGCCGUGUGUUCAACGGGUACGAAACACCAAAAAACUCACGUCCGUGUGGGUGAUUCAAAAAUAUAUAUAGAACAAAAAAUCGAGCAAAAAUAGAAACGACAUUUUUAAAUCGGAUCAAAGACAUGUAACAUUAUUUAAAAAUAAGAAAGCAAGUUGCAAUCAACAAGAAACUGGUGAAAUGCAUAUCUGGUUAAUUGUUGUGAUAUUACUGUGGCCACACGAGGUCCAUGGCUAUGGAGCCAGUUCCUAUGGAGCUGCCAGCGGGCAGGCGAUUCGAAUCGGUCUUAUCACAGACGAUAGCACGGACAGAAUACGCCAAACCUUUGAGCAUGCCAUUGCUGUGGUAAACAGCGACUUGAGCGUUCCGCUGGUGGGUGAAACGGAGCAAGUGGCCUAUGGUAACUCCGUGCAGGCGUUUACACAACUAUGCAGACUUAUGCAGAAUGGCGUGGGUGCAGUAUUUGGACCAUCUGCCAAGCAUACAGCGGCACAUCUGCUAAAUGCUUGCGAUGCCAAGGAUAUACCCUUUAUAUAUCCACAUCUAUCGUGGAGUCCCCAAACAGAUGGCUUCAACUUGCAUCCGCAUCCCGAGGACAUUGCCCACGCGCUCUACGACAUUAUCAAACAGUUCGAAUGGUCCAGAUUUAUUUUCUGCUACGAGUCCUCGGAGUACCUCACCAUACUGGAUCAUCUGAUGACUCUAUAUGGCAUCAAAGGACCCGUCAUUAAGGUCAUGCGCUACGACCUUAAUCUUAAUGGCAAUUACAAGGCAGUUCUGCGACGCGUACGCAAAUCGGAAGACAAUCGCAUAGUGGUCGUUGGUUCCACGGAGGGCGUAGCCGAGCUGCUGCGUCAGGCUCAGCAGGUGGGCAUCAUGAAUGAGGACUAUACAUAUUUGGUGGGCAAUCUAGAUCUGCAUACCUAUGAACUGGAGGAGUAUAAAUACAGUGAGGCCAAUAUAACUGGCAUACGCAUGUUUGAUCCGGAUAAAAAGGAAGUUCGUGAUUUAAUUGAGACACUUCAACAUGAACUGGGCGAAAGUGAGCCCACAAACAAUGGUUCGUCGCCCAUCACGCUGGCCAUGGCUCUAACCUAUGAUGCGGUGCGUGUCAUUGCCGAAACCACCAACUAUUUGCCCUAUCAGCCGCAACAGCUGAACUGCUCCGAGCGCCAUGAUAAUGUCCAGCCAGAUGGUUCCACUUUUAGAAACUAUAUGCGAUCGUUGGAGAUUCUGGAGAAAACCAUUACUGGCCGCAUUUUUUUUCAGGGCUAUAUGCGCAAGGGAUUUAGCUUCGAUGUAAUUGAGCUGCAGCCCGUGGGACUCGUAAAGGUGGGCACCUGGGAGGAGGGCAAGGAGUUUGAAUUCAAGCGACCGCCACAAAUACCAACUUUUAAUGAUAACGAGGAAAACUCCCUGGUUAACAAAACCUUCAAAGUGCUUAUCUCCGUGCCGAACAAGCCCUAUGCCAGUCUAGUAGAAAGCAUUAAUACUCUGAUUGGCAAUAGUCAGUAUGAGGGAUAUGGCAUAGAUUUGAUCAAGGAGUUGGCCGAAAAACUGGGCUUUAACUUUACCUUUCACAAUGGUGGCAACGAUUAUGGUUCUUUUAAUAAGACCACAAAUUUGACAACAGGAAUGCUUAAGGAAAUUGUUGAGGGUCAUGCAGACUUGGCAAUCACAGACUUGACUAUAACGUCAGAGAGAGAGGAAGCCAUUGACUUUUCCAUACCAUUUAUGAAUCUAGGUAUUGCCAUUUUGUAUGUAAAACCGCAAAAGGCGGAGCCUGCGCUCUUCUCCUUCAUGGACCCCUUCUCAAAGGAGGUGUGGCUGUAUCUGGGUAUUGCCUAUCUGGGCGUCUCCCUGUGCCUCUUUGUGCUGGGACGUCUGUCACCUUCGGAAUGGGAUAAUCCCUAUCCCUGUAUUGAAGAACCGGAAGAACUGGAGAACCAAUUCACUAUUAACAAUUCACUAUGGUUCACUACAGGCGCACUACUACAGCAAGGCUCCGAAAUUGCGCCCAAAGCACUUAGCACCCGCACAAUAUCAGCUAUCUGGUGGUUUUUCACGCUAAUUAUGGUCUCUUCAUAUACAGCCAAUCUGGCUGCUUUCCUGACCAUUGAGAACCCUUCAAGUUCGAUAAACAGCGUUGAGGAUUUGGCAGAGAACAAAGACGAAGUGCAAUAUGGAGCCAAGCGCACGGGCUCGACCAGAAACUUCUUUCUAACUUCCGAGGACGAGACCUACAUGAAAAUGAAUGCGUACAUGACCAGUCAUCCAGAGAUGUUAACUGAAACGAAUCAGGCGGGCGUCGAUAAGGUCAAAGCGGGCACCAAAUAUGCUUUUCUUAUGGAAUCAACCUCUAUUGAGUAUAAUACGGUGAGGGAGUGUAAUCUUAAAAAGAUAGGCGAAGCCCUUGACGAGAAGGGUUACGGCAUUGCAAUGCCUAAAAAUUGGCCAUAUCGCGAUAAGUUCAAUAAUGCGCUACUGGAGCUGCAGGAGCAGGGAGUGCUGGCCAGGCUUAAGAACAAAUGGUGGAAUGAAAUAGGCGCCGGGGUUUGCAGCGCCAAAGGCGAUGACGAUGGUCCUUCGGAACUGGGCGUCGAUAACUUGAGUGGCAUUUACGCCGUGCUCAUUGUUGGCUCGUUGUUAUCCUUUGUAUUUUCAUUUUUCUACUGGUGCCUAUUCGUCUUCAAGAAGGCCAAAUUCUAUGAGGUGCCCUUCUGCGAUGCACUCGCUGAGGAGUUCAAAAUUGUCAUCAGCUUUGCGGAAAAUGAGCGCGCCCUGAAGAGCGCCCAGUCGGUGUAUUCACGCAGUCGCAAUUCUUCACAAUCCAUAGAAUCGCUUCAAACCGAUUCGGAGCAAAAUAUACCCGAAGAGGAAUUUUUAAGCUCAAAGCUUUUAGAAACUUUUACUCAAAAACGUUUUCCAAACGAAUAUUUUGGAAAUGCUCAGGCAGUUGUCGCCUUUCCCUCAUCGCGUAUAGAACACAAAAUCCAUAGCCUCUUUUCUUUUGUUUAUAAUUAUGCAUAUAUAAUAAAAGCCUUCAUUAAUUUAUGCAAUAAAAUGCUUAAGGCCAAUGUUUUAAUAUAUUUUUUAAUAUUAAUAUUAAAAGUAUCGAUUCUUAAUGCUCAAUAUGACAAUUACGGCGGCUACGAUAGCCUCCAAAACUCGGGCAAUAUACCAAUUGGCCUGCUUACUGAUCAAAAUACGGAACAAAUGAAUAUUGUAUUUGAUCAUGCCAUUGAAGUGGCCAACUUGGAGCUGGGCUUAGCUAUGUCAUCCCUCAAAGCAGAGGUGAACUAUGGCGAUGCUUAUCAUAGCUACGGAAAACUGUGCCGCAUGCUAGAGACGGGCAUAGCAGGGGUAUUUGGACCCUCUUCGCGCCACACGGCUGUGCAUCUGAUGUCCAUAUGCGAUGCCAUGGAUAUACCCCAUAUAUACUCCUACAUGAGCGAAUAUGCCGAGGGUUUUAAUCUGCAUCCCCAUCCUGUUGAUAUAUCCAAGGCGCUCUACAGCCUCAUAACUGCCUUCGAGUGGUCGCGUUUUAUAUUUCUCUAUGAAUCGGCGGAAUAUCUGAGUAUCCUGAAUGAGCUUAACUCCCUUUUCGGCAUGAAUGGACCAAUUGUCACGGUACUGCGCUAUGAUAUGCAGCUGAAUGGCAACUAUAAACCCGUCUUAAGACGUGUGCGCAAGUCCAUAGAUAAUCGAAUUGUAGUCGUAGGCUCCACAGAGACGGUGCCAGAGUUUCUAAAUCAGGCUCAACAAGUUGGCAUUAUUAACGAGGACUAUAGCUACAUUAUUGGCAAUUUGGACUUUCAUGCCUUUGAUCUUGAAGAGUAUAAGUACAGUGAGGCCAAUAUAACAAGUCUGCGUAUGUUUUCACCAGAGAAAAUGGCUGUGAAGGAGUUAAUGCAAAAAAUGGGCUACAAUAAUGAUCCAGAUGAUUUUCGAAAUGGUUCCUGUCCAAUAACCGUGGAAAUGGCACUCACAUACGAUGCCGUACAAUUGUUUGCCGAAACCCUAAAGAAUCUGCCCGUUAAGCCGGUUUCUCAAAAUUGUUCUCAGCGCACGGAAAGUGUGCGGGAUGAUGGUUCCUCUUUCAAAAAUUAUAUGAGAACGCUUCGCCUCAAAGAACGCCUUCUCACCGGACCCAUCUAUUUUGAAGGCAACGUUCGAAAAGGCUACCAUUUGGAUGUCAUUGAGCUGCAGCCCUCCGGCAUUAUCAAAGUGGGCACUUGGGAAGAGGAGCGCGGCUAUAGACCCGAGCGCUUGGCGCCCACCAACUCACAGUUCGAUAACAUUGACAAUUCUCUGGCGAACAAAACAUUUAUCGUAUUGCUUUCGGUUUCGAACAAACCAUACGCUAGUUUGGUGGAGAGCUACAAGCAACUCGAGGGCAAUAGUCAGUAUGAAGGUUAUGGUGUGGAUCUGAUCAAGGAGCUGGCCGAUAAAUUGGGCUUCAAUUUUACCUUUAAAAAUGGUGGCAAUGAUUAUGGCUCAUAUAAUAAGACUUCCAAUGAAUCAACGGGCAUGUUGCGGGAGAUAAUGCACGGCUAUGCUGACUUAGCAGUCACCGAUCUGACUAUAACAUCGGAGCGCGAAGAAGCUAUAGAUUUUAGCAUACCCUUUAUGAAUCUAGGGAUUGCUAUACUCUAUUUAAAGCCCCAGAAAGCCACACCGGAACUAUUUACCUUCAUGGAUCCUUUCUCGGAGGAGGUUUGGUGGUUUCUUGGCUUAUCGUUUCUGGCUGUUUCGUUAAGCUUUUUCAUACUUGGCCGUCUAUCGCCAAGCGAAUGGGACAAUCCUUAUCCGUGCAUCGAAGAGCCAGAGGAGCUUGAGAAUCAGUUUACUAUAGGUAACUCCAUUUGGUUUACAACUGGUGCUCUGCUACAGCAGGGUUCAGAAAUAGGACCCAAAGCCUUGUCGACGCGCACUGUAGCCAGUUUCUGGUGGUUCUUUACGUUGAUUGUCGUCUCCUCCUAUACAGCUAAUCUAGCUGCCUUCUUGACCAUUGAGAAACCACAAAGCUUAAUCAACAGCGUGGAUGACCUGGCUGAGAAUAAGGACGGCGUUGUCUAUGGAGCCAAGCGUACAGGAUCGACUAGGAACUUCUUUUUGACCUCCGAAGACGAACGCUACGUGAAAAUGAAUAAAUUUAUGACCGAACAUCCGGAGCAUCUAACAGAAACCAAUCAGGAGGGCGUUGACCGGGUCAAGACUAGCACUCAUUAUGCCUUUCUCAUGGAAUCCACAUCCAUUGAGUACAACACGAAGCGCGAAUGUAAUCUCAAGAAAAUUGGCGAUGCUCUGGACGAGAAGGGCUAUGGAAUAGCCAUGCGAAAGAAUUGGCCACAUCGCGAUAAAUUUAAUAAUGCGUUGCUGGAGCUGCAGGAGCAGGGCGUGCUGGAGAAGAUGAAGAACAAAUGGUGGAAUGAGGUGGGCUCUGGUAUAUGCGCAACUAAGGAAGAUGCACCCGAUGCCACACCGCUUGCCAUGGAUAAUCUAGAGGGCGUCUUCUUCGUCCUGCUCGUGGGCUCAUGCUGUGCGCUGCUCUAUGGCGUAAUCAGCUGGGUGCUGUUCAUCAUCAAAAAAGCUCGGCACUUUAAGGUGCCGGUAAAGGAUGCACUUAAAGAAGAGUUUCACUUUCUGAUUGACUUUAACAACUACGUACGCGUACUCAAGAACUCGGAGUCGAUUUACUCACGCAGCCGGCAGUCGUCCAUGUCGGUGGGUUCGAUCAGACAGGAAUUGCAAACGGCGUUUCACUAAAUUGAAAAUUGUCAGCUUUAUUAAAAAGUUAGUUGGAAUGGAAUGUUAUGAAAUUGUUUUUAAAGUAUGAAAUAUUACUUCAUAUUCAGUUUGUAGCUUAACCUUUUAAUAGUUUUUCAGUGCAAUAAAAGGGCUUGAUCUGCAAAAGCACCAAAAAA